Ailuropoda melanoleuca (giant panda) is the source of this 411-nucleotide messenger RNA. RefSeq names its product ATP synthase F(0) complex subunit C3, mitochondrial-like. Gene Ontology annotation, biological process: proton transmembrane transport; proton motive force-driven ATP synthesis. The transcript has a single exon. NCBI's taxonomy places the organism in Eukaryota, Metazoa, Chordata, Mammalia, Carnivora, Ursidae. Bases 1 to 411 code for a protein of 136 amino acids. Gene Ontology annotation, molecular function: proton transmembrane transporter activity. The record is from RefSeq and is a predicted model, not a curated record.
AUGUACACCUGCGCCAAGCUCGUCUGCACCCCCGCCCUGGUCCGUGCUGGCUCCCGAGCUCUGAGCAGACCGAUUUCAGCAUCGUUGUUGUCUCGGCCAGAGGUCAGGACUGGCGAGGGGAACACUGCACUACCUUGCAGCACCAUAGCACUCAGGAAUUUCCAGACUAGUGCAGUCAGCCGAGAUAUUGACACUGCUGCCAAAUUUAUUGGUGCUGGCGCAGCCACAGUUGGAGUGGCUGGUUCUGGGGCUGGCAUUGGAACAGUGUUUGGAAGUCUAAUCAUCGGCUAUGCCAGGAACCCUUCUCUGAAGCAACAGCUUUUCUCUUACGCUAUCCUUGGAUUUGCCCUGUCUGAAGCCAUGGGUCUGUUUUGUUUGAUGGUUGCAUUCUUGAUCCUGUUCGCCAUGUGA